Rubroshorea leprosula is the source of this 805-nucleotide messenger RNA. NCBI's taxonomy places the organism in Eukaryota, Viridiplantae, Streptophyta, Magnoliopsida, Malvales, Dipterocarpaceae. The record is from the annotation of a GenBank genome assembly.
ACAGGCCAAAACCACUCUGCUUGAUCUGUGAAGAUGAAGGCCUACCUCAGGGAAUUUGAUCUUUGGGAGUUUGUUGAAAAUGAUAGGGAACCUGUAACCUUGCCAGCAAACCCAACUUUGAAUCAGAUUAAGAGGCAUACAGAAGAGUCUACAAAGAGGAAAAGGAACUCAACUUCAAGCAUAUCUCCCUGGCAGGAAAGUGGUGUAUCAAAUUUCAAUGAAGCUAGGUUGUUGUAUGAUGGACAGAAUAUUGACAGCCCAGCAAAUGCUGCUCUUGUUCUUGAAAACAUCAAACAGGAGGUUGAAGGCUUUGAUGCUGAUUACUCUCUGGAAACACCUGCCAGCACACAAUCUGCUUCAAAAAGAAAAUUAUCCAUUGAUGCUCGUGGAAUCCCAGAGGCUGACUUUGGCACUGAUUCAAUGCGUCGGGUAGGAAGUGUUUCAUUAAAAUCUUGCAAGAUUGGGGAUGAAUCAUUGGCAGAAAGUGGAGAAACAAGUUUUGCCUUAUUUGCAUCAUUGCUUGAUUCUACCCUUCAAGGUGCUUGAAGUAAAUUAAUCAUAUCAAGCAUGCUGCUCAAAAUUUAAAAUAUUUAAUUAGCUUCUGUUGCUUUUAGUUAAGUUAGUUUUUGAUAAAUAACAUCUGAUGAUUGCUGGGGAGUGUUUAUUCUAUUUUUUGGGCCAUGCUUAGCUGGUGAGCUUUAUGCUGAAAUUAUAGCUUUGUGCAUUAAAUUGGGCAUGGAUUUGUAGAUAUUGCAAGACUGGUGGAAGGAAGUGAGUUAAUACUUAAUAGACAUUGUGCUUGAGU